AACCCUAUAUAUUUUACUACGCAUGCGCCCAUUGUUUCCUUUUGCAACAUUCAAAUUAUGUUCUAAAUUUGCAAAGGUUGCUAUGUAUAGCUGCUUGGAUUAUCAACUUCUUACUGAAUAGCUCUUUUUAAAUAUUCUACAUUUACCUAGGAUCUUCAGACAAUAUGAAUAGUCUUGAAGCAAUAGCCUGGAGCACGUGCAUGAAUGAUAAAUUUAUAUUAUUGAAAAAUUCUGUAAGAUCUCUCUAUAAGAUAGAACCAAACGUCAGCAGUGAUUCUUUACAAACUAGUAAAAAUAGCGGAGUUAUUAAAAUAUCUGAUAAAGGUCUGGCCCAGUUGAUGUACACUUGUAGCGAGAAUGAGGAUAUAAGAUGUUUUGAUCUCUGCCCCAGGAAUUUAUCAGAACAAAUUCUUGCUGCUGGAGAUGCAAAGGGUAAAAUUAGGAUACACCAAUUUAGUAGGUCUGCGGACGUCGACAGUAUUGUUGGAAAUGUUUAUAAUGUUGUAGAUCAGCCGAGACAUUGCAACUGCCUUUCUUGGAAUAGAAUUCAUACUCAAUUGAUUGCAACUGGUUUCGACAAGUAUCAAAAACAAUCAACAGUUUUUAUUACAGAUGUCAACAGGCCAAAUGCUAAACAAUUAGUUGUUGACUGUGAUGAUAUUCGAAGAGAGUUUAAAGGAUCAAAUGAAGCUGCUUUGGAUGUUUCUUGGCUUGUUGAGGGCGGAUAUAACUUAGUUGUUGGUUACCAAAAGCAGUUCAAAAUAUUUGACAUUCGAGAGCCAAAAGAUCCUACAAUUAAAAGAAUAUCAAAUUCCGAUUCAAAGAUUACGAGCGCAGUUGGACUAUCUGUUGAUCCCCUGAACCAAAAUCGAUUAGCGACUUUCUGUAGUUUUGAAAGCCAAAAAGGAACAAUAUCAGUCUGGGAUUUAAGGAAAAUUACUCAAUCAUUAAUAACUCUUACUGAAAAUAGAAAUAUACUACGAAUUUCAUGGUGUCCUUCGAGAAAAGGUUACUUGGCAGCUUUACCCACUCAUUCUUCAGUUAUUAAUCUGUACGAUGUGACUAACUCCGAAUCAGAUGAGAUAGAGCUAGCUCAUAUGGAUAGAGUCAUAAAUGUCUCCUCUGAUCAGCCGGGAAAUGUUGUGUCUUUCAGCUGGCAUCCAACUGAUAAAAGUCGAUUGUUAGCUCUAACUGAUCAGAAUGAUAUAAAGGAUAUCAGUAUAAGCGAAAGAAUGUCAGUAAGUUGGUCACCGGAGUUUUCUCUAUCUUGGACAAAUGAUGGCCGGAUAGUCAAUUGUGAUACAACAUUUAUAGACUAUCAAAUUGACAGCGACAUCUCAACGACAAUGAAGGCUAGAGCCAAGGGUGGAUAUGGCUGUAAAAGUGAUGUCUCUUCCUAUUUAGAACUAACUCAAGGUGAUUCUACCCUAACAUCUUUAUGGUCAUAUAUCUCUCGAAUGAAUAAAACAUCAUCUGAGACUGAUCUUAAAUCAACUGUUAUGAAGGGUGCUCAUUCUAUACUUAUAAACAAUGAAAAUGAUUGCUGUCGGUCCACUAAUAUUUCCAUAAGCUGGAUAUUGGCCAACGAAAAUUCAUUAAGUAGAAAUAAAAGUCAAAAUUCGAAGCGUAUUUUAUACAUAAGUAAAGAAAGAGAUCGUAUUAUUGAAAUGUGUGGGUGGAGCUCUUUAAAUGAGCGAGAGAGCGCAGAAUUUGAAAAUAAAUUAACUGAUUUAUGCGGCAGUAACGCUGAGAGAGCAGCAAUGAUUGCCGUAAUGAACAUGAAUUUAAACGUUGCUACGUCCAUUCUCUCCAAAUCAGACCAGGAGAAUUUGAGAUUGUUAACAAUUGCAAUAAGCGGAUUUAGUGAUGAGUCGAACGCUAUGUGGAAGGAAGUUUGCUCACGUCUAUCACCUGUGAUGAACAAUGCUCAUAUACGAGCUAUAUUCCAUUUUCUAAAUAGUCAACCUUGUCCAUCUUACGACCAAAUAUUGCAUUCUGAAGAUUUGGAUUUAGGCGAUAGGGUUGCCUUUGCUUGCUUACAUUUGGCAGAUAGAGGUUUACAAAAUUAUUUGGAUACUGUCAUGAAUCACAGUGUUAGUGAAGGUAACCUUCAUGGUCUACUUGUAAGUGGUUUAUCCACAGAAGGAUUAAAUCUCCUUGAAACUUUCUUGGAAAAAACAUCUGAUAUUCAAACGACUUGUCUACUUUCACAAAUGUCAACUGUAAACGACAAAAGAAAAGAUAUAUGGUUACAAGAAUAUAGAGAGCUGCUGGACUCAUGGAGGAUGUGGCAUGAAAGAGCAGAUUUGGAUAUAUAUUUAAAAAGUGCUAAAACGAGUCCGCAAUUAUUCAUAACAUGCAACUUUUGUGGAAAGAGCAUAUCUGCUGCAAGAUCAGCUAAUACUGCUGGGUGUGUUGUCUUUGCCAAGCCAAACACGAAUAUGAACAGAUUAAACGCCUGUCCUGUUCCUACUUGUCGAAAACCCUUGCCUCGUUGUGCAAUUUGCUUAGCCCAUAUGGGAACUCCUUCAAGACUUGUUCAAACCACUGGUAAUACUAAGCAAUCAAAUUUUAGUGACUGGUUUACUUGGUGUCAAAGAUGUAGACACGGCGGGCACUCGUCUCAUUUAACUGCAUGGUUUGAAGAGAAUAGCGAUUGCCCUGUGACUGGUUGUAGUUGUAAUUGUUCCUAUUUAGAUCCGGUGCGUUAUGUGUGCGAGAGUGAAACAGAAUAUUAG
Molecule: messenger RNA, 2738 nt
Organism: Dimorphilus gyrociliatus
Lineage: Eukaryota; Metazoa; Annelida; Polychaeta; Dinophilidae
Source: the annotation of a GenBank genome assembly